AUGGCGAUGAGCUAUUUAACUGAAAGCGAAGCCCCUCGGGACUUUCGCGUAUCUUCAACUGAGAGCGAUGGACAUUACACAAAAUGUGUUCUUUGUUACACUGUGAAAAGAAACUUUUACUGUGCUGAUUGUGUUAAAAAUGGUAAUUUUGUACAUACCUCGAUGCCUUACUCGGACAGAUUUUCAGAGAAACAAAUGAAAUUAAUGAGAAUAAAACUAAACAGACAACACAUACUGGAAAGAUGUGAAAAAUUACUUGCACCUAAAUUAAAGAAGGAUAUACUUUUAACGGAAACCAAACAAUCCAGAGAUAAAUUAGAUUUAUUAAGACUUGCAAUUGAGCAAAGAAGAAAUACAAUAGAUAUAAAAAGAAAAGAACUUAAAGAACUAAAAUCUUUAAAUAAUGAAUUGCGAUUAAAAUUACCAAGAUAUCACAAGAGAGUAUCAAGUUUGGGCAAACACGCUCAAGAACAGAGAAUAGAGCUACAAAAUAAAAUAAUUUUAUACAAUGACCAGGCACAAGCACUGGCAGCAUUAAGAAGGUCGAGAAUACGGCAGCUAACAAGAUAUAUCUUUCCUAUUUAUAUGAGUUAUGAUUCCAGUGACAGUAUAGAAGACUUAGAGUUUGUUGGUGAAGAUGCAGAAGAGGAGACCCCAAAAAGAACCCAGUUACACAUAGUAGCUCCAUGGAUUGAUAUCGAUACAGACUACACACAGCUACAGAAUUGGGCGGAACAGAACAGUGAGGUGUCGGAGGCGUGCCCGGCGGCGAGCGCGCAGUGCCGCAGCGGCGCGGCGCUGGCGCUGGCGGCGCAGCUGGUCGCGCUGCUGGCCUGGACGCUGGACGCGCGGCUGCCCUACGCGCUCGCGCUUAGCGAGUACAGCGCGCCGGUGCGGUGGCGCGCGUGCGUGGCGCGGCUGCGCGCGGGCGCGGCGGCGCUGUGCGCGCGCGCGGGCGUGGCGGCGCCGCCGGCCGCGCCGCUGGCCGCGCUGGCCGGCCUGCACGCGCUGGCGCUGGCCGCCGCCGCCGACCACCCGCAGCUCGGCAGCGUGGAGGCGUGGUCGGGGCAGUGGGCGGCGAGCGCGGCGUGGGCGGCGGCCGGCGCCGACGACCUGGACGAGCCCGAGCCGCCCGAGCACCUGCACUGGCCCGACACGGCGCAGAUCGAAGAACUGAGCUGCACGCCGCCCGCGCCCUCGCUCGUGACGUCGGCGGCCGCGUCCCUCGCCUCCAUGUGGCGCGGCUGGACCAAG
Molecule: messenger RNA, 1254 nt
Organism: Brenthis ino (lesser marbled fritillary)
Lineage: Eukaryota; Metazoa; Arthropoda; Insecta; Lepidoptera; Nymphalidae
Source: the annotation of a GenBank genome assembly